Molecule: messenger RNA, 1372 nt
Organism: Parus major (Great Tit)
Lineage: Eukaryota; Metazoa; Chordata; Aves; Passeriformes; Paridae
Gene: PAFAH2
Product: platelet activating factor acetylhydrolase 2
Exons: 10
Coding region: 38-1165 (375 amino acids)
Molecular function (GO): 1-alkyl-2-acetylglycerophosphocholine esterase activity
Source: RefSeq, a predicted model, not a curated record
UGAGCCCGUGUCUCCGGCCAGGCUGAGCUGCGUUGGCAUGGGGGGGAUGCUGGCGCUGCCCCCGGGGCAGGGACCCCACCAGGUGGGCUGCACGGAUGUCAUGGUGGGCUCCACGCUGCAGGGGCUCUUCCUUCGCCUCUUCUACCCGUGCCUGCCUCGGCCAGGGGCCACCGAGCCGCUCUGGAUCCCUCGCCCCGAGUACUGCAGGGGUCUGGCUGAUGCCAUCCUCGGCCACCGCUGGUGCUCGGCCCUGCUCAGCAUCGCCAUCGGCUCCUGCAAGGUCCCGCUGAGCUGGAAUGCUCCUCUCAAGCCCCGCAGCAGCGGCUACCCCCUGAUCAUCUUCUCCCACGGCCUGGGAGCCUUUCGGACCUUGUACUCGUCAAUCUGCACGGAGCUGGCGUCCCGGGGUUUUGUGGUGGCAGCGCUGGAGCACAGGGACCGUUCUGCUGCCACCACCUAUUGGUGCACGGCUGGCACGGAGGAGUGGAUCCCCUUCCAACGCGUGCCCCAAGGGCAGAAGGAGUUUUAUUUCCGAAACAAGCAGGUUCACCGGAGAGCGCAGGAAUGCGUGCGGGCGCUGCGGCUCUUCCAGGGCAUCGCCGGCGGCAGAUCUGUCCCGAACAUCCUUCACCAGGACUGGGAUCUCUCCGUGCUGAAGGACAACCUUGAUCUGAGCAAAGUGGCCGUCAUGGGCCACUCCUUUGGGGGGGUGACAGCGGUGCUGGCCUUGGUGAAGGAGCCCAGCUUGAGGUGUGCCGUGGCUCUGGAUGCCUGGAUGUUCCCUCUGGAGAACCUGCUGUACCCAGAGGUGCCCAAACCUGUGCUCUUCAUCAACACCGAGAAGUUCCAGACCCCGGAGAGCUUUGCUAAAAUGAAGAGGCUGAGCUCCAGGAACAGCCAGACGAGGAUUGUGACCGUGCUGGGAACCACGCACGAGGACCAGACCGACUUUGCCUUCCUCCCUGGGAAGCUGCUCAGCUGCAUCUUCGGCAGGAGGGGGAGCCUGGACCCCCACAAGGCUCUGGCCAUCACCAGCCGGGCAGCUCUGGCCUUCCUGCAGAGGCACCUGGNNCUGCAGGAGGAGUUUGGACAGUGGGAUGAGCUCCUGGAAGGUGUUGGGGACUCGGUGGUUCCGGAGGUGCCGUUCAGCCGCUCACACCUGUAGCUGCCCCGAGGCCACUGCUGGCAGCUGGGGACUGGGAAAGUGACUUCUCCUUGCCCAGAGCCUGGAAGGGCAGGAGGACACCUGAGGAGAGCAGGGGACAGCGCUGGUGGUGAGAGAGGGGCUCGGGGAAUGUGCCAGGAGAGCCCUCCCUGCUCGUGUGCCUGCACUGGGGGCUGUGGGAAUAAAAUCCCCAGGGAUAAAGACUGA